AAAAGGAGACUAGUACUAGCAAGGCUAGCCAGCCCAUGGUGUUCGACUCGUCUCCAUUUCGCGUCUCCUCCUCCUCCUCCUCCGGCCAUCUCACCCUCCCGGCGAGCAGCGAGCGGGAGGCCUCCGCCACCGCCGCCGCCGCCGCCGCCGUCGCCGCCCGAUGGGGAAGCCGGGGAAGCUAGCGCUGCCCUCGCACGAGUCAACCAUCGGCAAAUUCCUGACGCAGAGCGGGACGUUCAAGGACGGCGAUCUGCUCGUCAACAAGGACGGCCUCCGCAUCGUCUCGCAGAGCGAGGAAGGGGAGGCCCCUCCUAUAGAACCUUUAGAUCAUAAUCAGUUGAGUCUAGAUGAUCUAGACGCAAUCAAAGUUAUCGGUAAAGGUAGUAGUGGAAUCGUGCAGUUGGUUCGCCACAAAUGGACUGGCCAGUUUUUUGCUCUGAAGGUAAUACAACUCAAUAUCCAGGAGAAUAUACGCAGACAGAUUGCGCAGGAAUUGAAAAUCAGCUUGUCAACACAGUGCCAAUAUGUUGUUGCAUGCUGUCAGUGUUUUUACGUUAAUGGUGUCAUUUCAAUUGUUUUGGAGUAUAUGGACAGUGGCUCUCUCUCAGAUUUCCUGAAGACAGUUAAAACCAUUCCAGAGCCCUACCUUGCUGCAAUCUGUAAGCAGGUGCUAAAAGGACUGAUGUACUUACAUCAUGAGAAGCACAUCAUACACCGAGAUCUGAAGCCGUCAAAUAUAUUAAUAAAUCAUAUGGGUGAAGUAAAAAUAUCCGACUUUGGUGUUAGUGCCAUCAUUGCUAGUUCCUCGGCACAACGAGAUACAUUUACUGGGACAUAUAACUACAUGGCGCCAGAAAGAAUCAGUGGGCAAAAACAUGGUUAUAUGAGUGAUAUCUGGAGCUUGGGCCUCGUUAUGCUAGAAUUGGCCACUGGUGAAUUUCCAUAUCCUCCUCGUGAAAGCUUUUAUGAACUCCUUGAAGCUGUUGUCGACCACCCACCACCUUCUGCUCCAUCAGACCAGUUUUCAGAGGAAUUCUGUUCAUUCGUCUCUGCAUGUAUCCAAAAGAAUGCUUCGGAUAGGUCAUCUGCACAAAUCUUAUUAAAUCAUCCAUUCCUGAGCAUGUAUGACGACCUGAAUAUAGAUCUUGCUUCGUACUUCACAACCGAUGGAUCUCCGCUUGCCACCUUCAAUACAAGCAACCGAUAUGAUGACAGAUAGUCUGAUGCAACACUGCGUCAUCAUCUAGCUCGAAGGAUGAUCCUUUGGCUGUCCAUCUGUAGAAUCUACCAUCUACCUAACUGGCCCCAAAUGUUUCGUGUAUUUUUUGGGAGAAAACUUUGCCCUGUGUACUGAGCUGGGAUUGAUGUCUUUGAUAUGUAAAUUUCGCGUAAUUUCAUAUGUAGAACAAUUCUAGGAUCAUUGGGCAUUGAAGUUUUGUUUGGCCGUGCACCAGGAUGAUCUGUUCUUGAUCGCUUUACCUUUGUUUCUCACUUCUGUAACUAAAACCUAUAUUUACCAUUUACCGGAUUGUUCAUGGCCUCUUCUGGGCAAGUCGGUGUCGACUGAAAGUCUCAAA
Oryza sativa Japonica Group (Japanese rice) is the source of this 1577-nucleotide messenger RNA. Its product is annotated as mitogen-activated protein kinase kinase SIPKK. Gene Ontology annotation, molecular function: ATP binding; MAP kinase kinase activity. The record is from RefSeq and is a predicted model, not a curated record. NCBI's taxonomy places the organism in Eukaryota, Viridiplantae, Streptophyta, Magnoliopsida, Poales, Poaceae. Gene Ontology annotation, biological process: protein phosphorylation; MAPK cascade.